This is a messenger RNA of Talaromyces amestolkiae, 2964 nucleotides long. RefSeq lists its product as uncharacterized. The record is from RefSeq and is a predicted model, not a curated record. Gene Ontology annotation, cellular component: nucleus. The coding region runs from base 1 to 2964 and encodes 987 amino acids. NCBI's taxonomy places the organism in Eukaryota, Fungi, Ascomycota, Eurotiomycetes, Eurotiales, Trichocomaceae. Gene Ontology annotation, molecular function: oxidoreductase activity; DNA-binding transcription factor activity, RNA polymerase II-specific. The transcript is spliced from 7 exons.
AUGUCAAGCACAACUACACUCACCGAGACUGCUCCUAUAGCGAAAGACUCACCAGGACCUAGUCUCACCGUAAUCAAGAAUGGAUUUGGCGCAGAGAUUACAGGUCUUGAUUUUACCAACGGCGUGACUGACGAGGCAUAUAACUACAUCAAGGAUGCUGUUACUAAACAUAGCUUUGUAAUUGUUCGAAAGACAAAUCUCAAUGACGAAACUCAUAUAGAGCUGGCUCGCAAGUUCGGUGAACUUGAUGAUGUAACUCCAUACAACAAAGCCGGUCGUGCUCAUCGCUUAAAAUACAAUGAGCUUUUUGACGUUAGUAAUAUUGAUUUUGACGGGUCUAUUGCCGAUCUCAGCAGCCCUCGUGCUCAAGCCAACAAGGGAAACUCCCUCUUUCACACGGAUUCCAGCUUCAACCCCCGUCGCGCGGGCUUUUCACUUCUCCUUGCCCAUGAGCUCCCUCCUCCCGGUACCGGUGGCUCGACGGCCUUUGCCGAUAUGAGGGCCGCAUACCGUGAUUUGGAUGAGGAAUUUAAAAGCUUCCUCCACGAGAAGAACUUCAUAGCGCGCCACUCAAUCCUACACUCAAGAAAGUUAGCAGCUCCUGACUGGUACAAGGAUAUAGAGCCGACUGAUCACUUUAUGAGCCGCCAUCUACUCCUUCAGAUCCAUGAAAGAUCGGGACUUCCUACUAUAUACCUUGCAAAACAUAUACAUUCUUUAGAAGGUGUGUCGCUUGAGGAGUCCCAGGCUAUUCUCGAUAGGCUCUUUGAGCAUGCGACACAGGACAGGUACGUUAUUGAGGCCGAGUGGAAGGAUGUCGGAGAUAUGAUCGUCUGGGACAAUACAUGUACAAUGCAUCGGGCGAUCAGUGGCGAGUUCAUGACCAAGUAUAGGAGAGAUAUGAGGCGGGCUACUGUACACGAUGAUAGCAGGCUGGCAUGGGGCUUCAAUCCUCAUAGCGAUGAGCGAAAUUUGGAGACAUCGACGCCGUCGUUGAAGAGAGUUAGCACUAACCAAGAGGCUUCUGGAAAUGCGUCAAUUGAUGUGCAAGGACCAAGCCAAAGCCCUUCGUGUGAUGUAGACAGUGAUCUGGAGCAAGGGCCUCGUGGUGUUUUAUCCAUGGAGCUCCGCAACCCGUCCGAUGCUCUACAGAUAUUAGCCAGAUCUGGAGAGACUCAGACGCCAAGUCCAUCACCAGCCCAGGCGGGACAUAUACAAAAUUCAACCAGCAUCCGGAAUGGCUUCUCUCGUAAUGAAUCGGUAUCAACCAUGCAGAUUAUCGAGGCCCAACAACGACCCCGAACUUUUCCGGCGUUCUUUGAAGACUAUGAAUUGGUGCAAAGAGGAUUGUUGCGCCCGAGUCUUGUCUCCGAGCUAUUGUUCACAUAUCACCAAAGUUAUCAUCCCUAUUUUCCCCUCGUCCGUCCUUCUUUUUUUACACCAGGAAGCAUGGAAAAACUGCAGAAGUCGGAUUACUUCUUACUAACCGCGAUUCUCACUAUUGCGUCAAGAGACGAACCUCAACAGACACUAACUCACCGUUACUGCUGGGAUCAUACACAACGACUUCUGAUUGAUGUCUUGUUGGCACAUCCCUGGACACAGACUCCGCGGACCGUAGAGGGUCUCUUGUUAUUAGCAGAGUGGCUGCCCCAUAUUCAGAUACAAGAAACGGCCUCAGAGUCACCAAAAAGCCUUUUCAGUGAGGACAGAACGGCUUGGUCUCUUGUUKGUCUUGCGGUGCGGCAGGGAUAUCUUCAGCGCUUGGAUCAGGGCGCUUUCCGUAAUAGUGAGAGCAGCGAGUCGAAAGAGCAGAGUGAACAGAAUCGACUGAUAUGGGCAUACAUUUUUAUGGCCGAUCGACAAAUCUCAGUGCGCCUAGGGCAAUCAUUCUGGUCCCGUGGACCAUCUUUGAAUGCAAAUUUCACAGCCAAAGAUUACCCAAGUCUCCGACCAGUUUCGGACAGCGACAGCGAAGACUACGCCUCAGUUUUACAGGCUUCCAUGGAAUUGAUCCAAAUCCUCCACAAUGCGCAUGCUGUUCUCUAUUCGUCCAAAGACCGAACCAUGGCAAUGGUGUUAGAAGGUAACUAUGCGCGAUAUCUCGACGACUUUCGAACUUCUGCUACGACAUGGCACUCAACUUGGAGCAGUAUCGCCGUGUCUACAAGUAUCAAGACGACUUUGAUGAUCAUGUACGAGUAUAUCUGCCUGUAUACCAACGCAUUCUCAUUCCAGGCUGUUUUGACCCGAGCCUCGAUGCCGCAUGGUACAAGCAAGGAGCAUUUCAAUAAACGGCUGUUUACUAAUAUUUUCUCCGGGGGUAUUAUGUUAUCUCCUGAUGGCAGAUACAUAUUUGAUGCUAUUAGUGCCGCUAUAAAUCUGCUGGGCUUGGUCAAUAGUCUUGACCCAUGUCAAGUGAUACGAUAUUUGCCUUCGCGUUACUACCUAUACGGAGUUUACGCAGCAGUACUAUUACACAAAGCAGAUUGCGCAGGCGCAUUCCAGACGGCAGAUCAGCGUCAAGAAGUCGCCGCCCUUGCUGGCGACUUUGUGACCGCCUUGAAGAAGGCACCAUCCACCGAAUCACAUAUCUGUCACAACUAUGCUCGGAUGCUGAAACAACUCUGGGAUCGACGCGACAGAAGAACGCCACAAAGCGCCCGAUAUGCCGACGAGACAACCACAACUGAUGAUAUACUUGACACAGGUAUGAGAGGCUCUGAGCAGCAUAUGGCACGAAAUAACGACAGACCAAAUCGAGACCAUUUCAAUAAUAUGCCUCACUUCUUUGGCGCUUCGCCAAUGGCGGAUAGCGAAUCUGGUGGAGUGCCCUCAAUUGAAAAUUAUCUUCUUGGGUCUUUUAUGCCGGGAAUAGCCGAUUUCAGCACGACUGAUUUUAGUACUAACCUAGGUCAGGAGUAUCAAUAUGUAACUGACUUUCAAAAUUGGCCAACCAACUGA